UUUAGCAUUGCAUAAGUCUAUAAAACUAGGUGUGGACUGUCAAGAAAGUACUUGUCCAGUUUCGUUUUCCUCAAAGGCAGAUCAAUCCUUCUAUCUAGUUGACUGUAUACUGUACAGAUCAGAUCAGCUGUUAGUGUUUUGCUUCUUCUUCAGCCACCAGCACCACUGACAUUGACCAGGAUGGCAAUAAUGAAUGAUUAUCAGUGGCGUAGCAUAUUCAAGACUCAAGUAAAUAAUCUCAACCAAGGAGACUCCUGGCACCUGCAGUUUGAUCGAAAAAUUGUUCCUCAUCACCCAAAUCUGGGAUGGAGGGAGUACAUCGGGAAGACAAGUGCAAGGUUUAGAUGCACUGAAUGUAGAAGAAGAGUGUGGAAUUCCAACCAUGUGACGGUGGUCUUCCACAUGCACCUGGAAUCCGGACAGGGUACUGUCAAGGUGAAAUGCCUCGGUCAGAAAUGCAUCAUUUGCUGUGAUGGUUCAAUGGAGACCCCGGUCAUCGACUCCCAGAACAUCAAAAUCCUUGUGGAGAAUCUGAUGGAGGAGAUAAGAAUUCAGUGCUACAAUGAAAACCUGAACAAGGUGGAGAGGCUUCCUCAAAGUCUUCACAUCACCAGACGCCAUGAGCCUUCUCAUUGUCAGGCCUGUAUUGAAGGCACCUGUGGAUAGUAGAAGACAUGAGCGUCUUACCUUCAAAUCAGCCUUUUAUUUCUUAAAAGAAAAUUAAUGUUUGUCUCAGACAGUCUUAUUUCUAUUCUUCAUGGGUAGUUUGUUUUUAAUCAAGGCUUUCAGUUAAAAUGUAUGCCUAAACUAAUAUUAGCAAAUUGUUGACUUUGCUUCCUGUCACUCUGUUUUGCUGCAUUAGCUUCCUCUGUAAUA
Messenger RNA from Acanthopagrus latus (yellowfin seabream), 876 nucleotides. RefSeq names its product receptor-transporting protein 3-like. NCBI's taxonomy places the organism in Eukaryota, Metazoa, Chordata, Actinopteri, Spariformes, Sparidae. The transcript has 2 exons. The record is from RefSeq and is a predicted model, not a curated record. The coding region runs from base 181 to 666 and encodes 161 amino acids. Gene Ontology annotation, biological process: protein targeting to membrane; protein insertion into membrane. Gene Ontology annotation, molecular function: olfactory receptor binding.